Messenger RNA from Coffea arabica (coffee), 1706 nucleotides. RefSeq names its product purple acid phosphatase 18. The record is from RefSeq and is a predicted model, not a curated record. Gene Ontology annotation, molecular function: acid phosphatase activity; metal ion binding. NCBI's taxonomy places the organism in Eukaryota, Viridiplantae, Streptophyta, Magnoliopsida, Gentianales, Rubiaceae.
AAUCAGGACAAGAAGCGUUCCUAAAAGGACAUUAUCCACCAUUGAGCGGAAAUUUAUUACCUACUGCUUCCCUUGCUUCUCUCUCUCUUCUUACUGUUUAUUGGUUCUUGGUUCCUAUUAAUUAAUGGUGAGUUGAAGCAAGUAAAAGAUCACAAAGUUAUGAAGCCAAAUCUGAAGACACUAGUAUCUGUAGUUUCAUUGGCAGUUGUUUCAGUGAUAAAUGUAACUGCUACGACCGGCGAUUACAUUCGACCUGCACCUCGGAAAAAUCUUCAGUUUCCAUGGAGUCCGAAGCAUUCUUCUCAUCCCCAACAGGUUCAUAUCUCUUUGGCCGGGGAUAAGCACAUGCGUGUCACAUGGAUCACAGAUGAUAAAUCUGCUCCUUCAGUUGUUAACUAUGGGAUGUCACCUGGAAAAUAUAACUCUGUUGCUCAAGGAGAAAGCACAUCGUACAGUUAUCUUCUGUACAGCUCAGGGAAGAUACACCAUACUGUCAUUGGGCCACUGGAGGAUGACACCAUAUACUACUAUCAAUGUGGUAGAGAGGGUCCUGAGUUCAAGUUCAAAACCCCACCAUCCCAGUUCCCAAUCACUCUGGCAGUGGCUGGUGAUUUGGGUCAAACUGGAUGGACCAAAUCAACUUUAGAUCACAUAGACCAGUGCAUAUACGAUGUGUAUAUGCUCCCUGGAGACCUUUCAUAUGCUGAUUACAUACAGAGUAGGUGGGAUACAUUUGGUGAGCUGGUGCAGCCACUUGCCAGUGCCAGGCCUUGGAUGGUGACACAAGGUAACCAUGAAAAGGAGCACAUACUACUAAUCAAAAAGUCGUUUGCUGCUUAUAAUGCAAGAUGGAAAAUGCCAUACGAGGAGAGUGGAUCCAGUUCAAACUUGUACUAUUCAUUUGAUGUUGCCGGUGCACAUAUCAUCAUGCUUGGUUCAUAUACAGAUUAUGAUGAAUUCUCGGACCAAUAUAGUUGGCUGAAGGCUGAUCUUGCGAAGGUAGAUCGUGAGAAGACACCUUGGCUACUUGCACUAUUCCAUGUGCCGUGGUACAACAGUAAUGAUGCUCAUCAAGGCGAAGGUGACAACAUGAUGGCAUCAAUGGAACCUUUACUAAACGCUGCCGGUGUGGAUAUCGUACUUGCUGGUCAUGUGCAUGCUUAUGAACGCUCGCAACGUGUUUACAAUGGCAGAUCGGAUUCUUGUGGUGCUGUACAUAUAACAAUUGGUGAUGGAGGAAAUAGAGAAGGUUUAGCACAUCGGUUCAAAGAUCAACAGCCUGAAUGGUCAGUGUUCCGCGAAGCAAGUUUUGGUCAUGGUGAGCUCAAGAUAGUGAAUUCCACUCAUGCUUUCUGGAGCUGGCAUAGGAAUGACGAUGAUGAACCAGUGAGGUCCGAUGAGGUCUGGAUAACCACUCUAAGGAGUUCGGGUUGCAUUCUUGAAGAGAGUCGUGACUUGAGAAAGCUCCUAUUGCAGCCGUAAAACUGUUCUCUCAAGGGGGUGCCUAAUUAAAUGAACUACUGCACAAACUCCUGAAGCAGUGUAUAAUACCAGCAUAGUUAGAGGAGUGCAAAUCUGCAAGUGUUGUACUGUUAUUAUGUAUUGUAAGGUAUUGUAAGAACGGUAUGUACCUUCCUUUCUUCUGGAAGUGGACUGAAUCCUUAAAUUGCUGUAUAAGAAGAUUACUUACGGUAUGUGAGUUUAAA